AAGGAGAGCUGGUCACAAACUGCUUCAAAAACAGGUACACACUGCAGGCCUCCACCUUCCAGAUGGCCAUCCUGCUGCAGUACAACACAGAGGACAGCUACACUGUCCAGCAGCUCACCGACAGCACACAGAUCAAAACUGACAUUCUGGUUCAGGUUCUGCAGAUUUUGUUAAAAUCCAAGCUGCUGGUGAUGGAGGACGAGAACGCCAAUGUGGACGAGGUGGAGUUCAAACCGGACACCGUCAUCAAACUUUUCCUCGGAUACAAGAAUAAAAAACUGAGAGUCAAUAUCAACGUCCCGAUGAAGACGGAGCAAAAACAGGAGCAGGAGACAACUCACAAGAACAUUGAGGAGGAUCGAAAGCUCCUCAUUCAGGCUGCUAUAGUGAGGAUCAUGAAGAUGAGGAAGGUCCUGAAGCACCAGCAGCUCCUGGCUGAAGUCCUUAACCAGCUGUCGUCUCGAUUCAAACCCAGAGUUCCCGUCAUCAAGGUAACAUGCACAUCUUAUUUUGCUCACAGGGAUAACUCCGGUCAUGUUUCAUAUACGGUGGACAUGAAUUAG
Labrus bergylta (ballan wrasse) is the source of this 563-nucleotide messenger RNA. Lineage: Eukaryota; Metazoa; Chordata; Actinopteri; Labriformes; Labridae. The record is from RefSeq and is a predicted model, not a curated record.